Panicum hallii is the source of this 3016-nucleotide messenger RNA. RefSeq lists its product as uncharacterized. Bases 1 to 2754 code for a protein of 917 amino acids. The transcript is spliced from 2 exons. NCBI's taxonomy places the organism in Eukaryota, Viridiplantae, Streptophyta, Magnoliopsida, Poales, Poaceae. The record is from RefSeq and is a predicted model, not a curated record.
AUGCCGGAAACGGAGCUUCCUACCACCGGGCAAACACCGGACACUAUCACCGAGCAAACACAAGAAAUCAGCCAAGACGAGACCACCGAUCAGCGAGCACACAACAAGAGCCAAAAUGGUACCAACCAGCAGCAAGAUCAAGAAACCAAGGGCAAACAUGAGCCCACGCCCACGAGUGACCGCCUCAUGCUGGAGCUCCGCAAGUACAUCCUGCUGCUGGCCACGCUGGUGGCCACGGUGACGUACGCCGCCGCGUUCAGCCCGCCGGGGGACGUCUGGCAGGAGACGGCUGCCGGCCACCUCGCUGGCGAGCCCAUCAUCCGGGACACCCACCGCCACCGGUACCUGGUGUUCUUCUACUGCAACGCCACCGCGUUCGCCGCGUCGCUCGUGGUCAUCGUCAUCAUCCUCAUCCUCGCCUCCCUCGACGAUGUGGAGGGCUCCACCUCCGCAAUCGUCCGCAAGUACAAGGACAACCGCUGGGUCGCCGUUCGGCCGCUGCAGGUGGCCAUGGUGUUGGACCUGCUCAGCCUCAUGGGAGCCUACGCUGCCGGCACCUGCCGGGACACCUUCACCACCAUCUACUCCUCUGUGCUGGUGGGCGUCGUCAUCGCCUACCUCCUGAUUCAGAUGGGGGUGGCCUGUUUCACCGACUCCGGCGGCUCCGGUAGCGUCCCCGCACGCAAAGUCGAUGAACGGCCCCCCGAGGAGACGAUUGCUUCGCUGCCUGGCAAGAACUCCGACUCCGGCUCCGGUGGCGUGCCCAAGGUCGAAGAAGAAAAGGAAAAGGAAAAAGAAAAGGAAGAAGAAGGGUUCCGCAAGCGCAAGGUCCUGAUGCUUCUUGCGACGUUCGCCGUGAGCAUCACGUACGUGGCCGGGCUGAGCACGCCGGGGGGCUUCUGGGACAGCACCGACGACGGCCACCGCCCCGGCGACGCCAUUCUCAAGGACCUUCACAACACGCGCCUUGCAGCGUUCUUCGGCUUCAACACCAUGUCAUUCGUCGCGUCACUGCUCAUCAUCGUGGUGCUUCUGAACAGGAAGCUCCGUGAGACACAUGCGAACAUAUUCAUCGUGGUCGCGCUGGUCAGCCUCAUCGGCGCCUACACCGCCGGCAGCUGCAGGCAGACCGACACGACUGUCUACGUCGUCAGCUUAGUUGGUGCCGUGCUGGUAUGCAUUUCGUUCCUCCUGUUGGUUGUUUGGGCCAUCGACUUCAGGAGGAAGCAAAAGUCAGCGGCACAACCAGAAAUGACAAAUCAUCAUGAGAAGGAGAAGGCAACGGACCAAGCUCGAUCUCUUGUCCUGCUGCUUGCCACUCUUGCGGCGACAAUCACCUAUCAAGCGGGGCUGAACCCGCCCGGCGGCGUUUGGCAGGACAACAUGGACGGCAACAAGGCCGGCGAUCCAAUCCUUCUGACAACGAAUGCCCGGCGGUACAGAGCUUUCUACUACUGCAACUCGGUCUCCUUCGUGGCGUCCUUAGUCGCCACCAUCUUGGCCGAAAAGAAGCUUCUGCUAAAGCACCACGUCCUCGAGGCAGUGAUGAUACUGGACCUGUUCGGCCUCAUCGGUGCAUACGCCGCCGGAAGCUGCCGGGAUGUGAGCACCUCCAUUUACGCCAUGGCCUUGGCAGGUGCUGUCCUUGUCUAUGUGGUGAUCCAUGUCAUCUUCAUCACGCUGGACCACACGGGCAGAAGCAAGGAGGAUGAUGACGAGUUGGUGGAGAAGACGCGCAAGCGGUUGCUCCUCUUCGCGAUCUUGGCAGCAACCAUCACCUACCAAGCUGGCCUCACUCCUCCAGGCGGUUUCUUGCUCCAAGAUGACCAGUCCGGGCACCACGCUGGCGACCCGAUCCUCUUGUACAACUUUCCGCGCCGCUACAAGUCCUUCUUCUACUGCAACUCGGUGAGCUUCAUGUUGUCCAUCGCCCUCGUCCUCCUCCUCGUCAACCCCAACCUGUACAGGCCAGCCAUACGAAGCCACGCGCUAUCCGUUUGCACGGCGGCAGGCUUAUUUGGCCUUUUGGGCGCCUACGCCGCCGGAAGCACACAACACUUGAAGACAUCCAUCUACACAUUCGUGCUGGUGGCGGUGGUCAUCUGCUUCAUAGGACUAUUGUUCCUGGUGUUUUUGUUCGCGGGCAGCAGCACACAAGCGGCGGUGCCCACCAUCGGCAACAACAACACAACACAAGAACAAGCAAUGGAGGUGAGCACCGAACAGGAGGAGGCCACCAAGAAAAAGAAAGAGAAAAAGAGAAUACAUGCCAUGCGCAAAUACCUCAUGUUGCUAGGAAUCCUUGUGGCAAGCGUCACCUACCAGGCCGGCCUAGAACCACCAGGCAGAGCUUGGCAGAGCGGCGGUGACGGGCACGAGGCCGGCAACCCGGUCAUGCAUGACAACAGGAGGCCCCGGUACCUCGCCUUCUUCUACAGCAAUUCCACUUCGUUCAUGGCAUCCAUUGUGGUCAUCCUGCUGCUACUGGUACCGAAGAAGAUAUUUGAAAACCAGACAGAGCUCAGGAGAUGGCUUGUGGUGAUGAACACAGCAAUUGUGCUGGAUUUGCUUGGCCUCCUAGGUGCCUACGCAGCCGGCUCAAGCAGAGGGUGGAAGACAUCUGUGUAUGUCUUCGUUCUUGUCAUAGCCGUGGCGGCCUACAUGGCAAUCCAUCUCUUUUUGUCCUGGAUCAGCAAGAGAAGCAACCCGAUCACCCAGGAAGAUAAUCAGAAACAACAUGACGCGCAAGUGUGAUCCCAUUAUCAGUAUCCUCUGCAGCUAUGUGCCUCUGUUCUUGCAGGGUACAAGAGCCAAUCCAUACAAACCAGCCAAUCCCAAGGCAAUUGCUCAUCUAUACAUUUAUUUGGCAAAACCAGCCGUUCAUGACGACAACAGGAGGCACCUGUACAUCAUUGUCAUUGUACUCUAGUCUAGGCAUCUUUAUUUUGUUAAAUACAUGUACAUGUAGUACACUAUAUUUGAGCUUGACAUCAAUACAACAAGUCUAGUUUUCCAA